Molecule: messenger RNA, 4344 nt
Organism: Didymodactylos carnosus
Lineage: Eukaryota; Metazoa; Rotifera; Eurotatoria; Philodinida; Philodinidae
Source: the annotation of a GenBank genome assembly
AUGACCAGUACUGUGCAAUCAUCAGCGAGCAAUCAGCUGCCAAAAAGUGAUUUCAAUUCUCUUUUUAUUGAGAAAGCAAUUUUAUGGGAUGAUUCAUCUGCGUCUGUCUCGAAUGAGGGUGAAAUAGAGUCUAAAACUAGAAGCGACGCUAAAAGUGAAUGUCUUGCACUACUAUCAGAUAAACAAUGGCAAUCAGUAUGUGCAAUUAAGGACCUGAUUGAUUUGAAAUAUGGUGCACAAACAACGACGCUAACUGAGAUGGAAAAUGUAGGACGAACAAUAGAAUCUGAAUCGGAUAAUGUGCCAUGGACAAAUUCAGAUCUGCAGCAGUUAGAUGAAUGGCUAAACAAGUGUUCUUUACCAGAGCAUAACAAUAAAACAGAAGAAGUUUGUGGUGCAUUCCAACACUUAUGUUCAUGGGAGAAUCAAUGUAAAGCAUUAUAUAAUGAACUAAAUGAUGCCGUGCAGUAUUUAGAGACAUUGCAUGAUACAUAUGCAAAAGUAUCUUACAAGACAAAUUCUUUAUAUAAAGCUUGUGAACAAUUGCUAGCCGAUCAGGCAAAACUUUCGAAUAUAACCGAAUGCAUCGAAAAUCGUCUGUCCUAUUUUGAUGAUGUUGAUCGUUUUGCACAGAGCACAUUUAAACAAUCAUUAUUAUAUAAGAAUCAAAUGAAAAAAGUUCUAUCAAGAGUUCUACAAAUAAUUAAACAACAUAUUAUAAACACAUUACAAAGUUCAUCAAACAAUAUCGAUCCCAGUAAGAAUCACACAUUAUUGUCCGAUGAUGCAUAUACGUUGUUUUAUGGACGAUUUCGUAUCAAUGCACCCAAAGUGAAGGUGCUGUCGGAAGAAUUAGAGCAACGUUGUACAAAAAAUCCUGAGUAUGAGAAAACGCUAACAGAUUGUCAUGAAUGUUAUACGAAUCAACGGCGCAUGCUGCUAACAUACAGUAUAGCUAGUGCAAUUCAAGAUUUAGCCGUAAAACACGAACGUGAUAUGUGUACUCUGGUUCGAAGUGGUUGUGCAUUUGUUUUGCAUUUAUGUCAGGAUGAAUAUCAACUAUUCUAUCAAUUUUUUUCCAAACGUUCUUCUCAAGUAGACACAAUGUUAUCUGAAUUUUGUAAUCAACUGUAUGAUGUAUUACGAUCUCGCAUUAUUCAUGUUGUCCAUUUGGAAACAUUAGCAGAAUUAGUUACAAUAUUAAAAAUUGAAAUGAUUGAAGAACAUGUGAAGCCCAGUGCUAAAGAACUAUCGACAUUUGAAGCUAUUUGUACGCAAAUGUUAGAAGAUGUUCAAGAGCGUCUUGUUUAUCGGACACAAGUUUAUAUACGUGAUGAAAUUUUAAAAUAUAAUCCAUCGCCUGGUGAUGUUGCCUAUCCAGAAAAAUUAGAAAUGAUGCAGAAAAUAUCUCAAUCAAUAAAAGAACAACAUUUGGUCAGACAUCCAUCACAGUCUUCAACUGAUUCUAAUUCAACAGAAGUAUUUUUUGAAACAAUUUUUGAACCCAUUCCUUCAUCAAUCUCAUCCCUACCAGCAAAAGAUGGUCAAAGUCCGAAAGCAUCUCCAGCGGAUCUACACGGAAUGUGGUAUCCGACUGUAAGACGUACACUAGUUUGUUUGUCAAAAUUAUUUCGGUGUCUAGAUCGUAACAUUUUUCAAGGUUUAUCUCAAGAAACGUUAACGAUGUGUGUUCAAUCAUUAAUAAAAGCAAGUGAUUUAAUAAUAAAACGAAAAACAUUAUGUGAUGGACGUUUAUUUCUGAUAAAACAUUUAUUAAUAUUACGUGAACAAAUUGCUCCAUUCAACAUCGAUUUUGCUGUAAAAGAGAUGGUUUUAGAUUUUUCAAAAUUAAAAGAAGCGGCCAUGAAGUUUUUAACAAAAAAAUCAAAAAUGUUAUCGUUACAACGUGAUAAUGCAUUUUUAGACUUUUUAUUACAAGGCACAUUACAAGUUAAAGAAAGUUUUAUCGAUUCUAAACGAGAAGUUGAUAAACAACUGAAACAAUCGUGUGAAAGUUAUAUAUCGGAUGUUUCAACACAAUUAUGCGGUAACAUACGACAAUAUUUACAAAAAGCAGAAGUCAUUUUAAAAAUGAAUGAUGAAAAUAAUAAUACAAACAUACAAAAAGUAUCAUUAAGACAACAACCAUUCGCAAAACCAGAUGUAUUACAUGAAAUUAUUAUUGAAAAUUAUAACUAUUUGAAAAAAAAUUUGCCUGAUGUUUUAAAAACAAUGAGUUUAUAUUUAGCUAAUAAGGAUACCGAACAAAUACUGUUUAAACCUAUCAAAACAAACAUUCAGCAAACGUACCAGGAAUUAAUUAUAUUAAUUCGUGAUCAUUACAGCGAAGAAGAUCUUCAGAUUAUUUCAUGUCCAUCUCAAGAACAGACACGUCGUCGUUUACAAACAAUAACUAAACAAGAUAAUAGUCAACAGAUCUCAUAUAAUAAUUAUCAACCACAAACAACAAAAGUUCAUCCCGUAUUCAUUGAAACUGUACAAUCUUUGCCACAACCAUCACUAUUUUUAACAAAUAAUAACAAUUCAUCUACUGAAAAAACAAUUCUUACAAUAAUGUCGAACGGUCGUGAUCGUACAAAUGAAUUUUUGACUACAGUAAAAACAUUCCAGAGUCGGAGAAAUGAUUAUGUUCGUCCAUUGAUUCCGCCAGCACCAUCCACAAAAAAAACAGCAUCCACUAUUCAACAAAGUCAUCAAUUUAUGCAAUCAGCCAAACAAAUUGGUCAAGAUCUAUCACAAACAUUUGUUAAAUUAGAACAGUUAACAAUAAUUGCUAAACAAUCAUCAUUAUUCCACGAUAAAUCUGCAGAAAUUCAAGAUUUAACAUCAGCUAUCAAACAAGAUAUUGGUAAUUUGAAUAAACAGAUUGCUCAAUUACAACAGUAUAUGCACAGUACAAAUGGAAUAAAAUCGAAAAACUCACAAACUCAUUCUAAUUCCGUCGUUUUCGUGUUACAGUCUAAAUUGGCCAUCAUGUCUAACGACUUUAAACAAGUUCUUGAAGCUCGUACACACAAUUUGAAAGAACAAAAAUCUCGGAGAGAUAAUUUCUCAAAAAAUACCGUUGCAUCUGCUGGACAUCCGAUAUCGAUGAAUGGACGUCCGUCUUUGUUGUUGCGUGAUGAUAAACAAGCGAACGGAGAUUCUUUUAUUAAUAUGGGUAGUGCACCAUCUCAAAAUUAUUCUCAGAAACAAUUACAAAUUACUGAUGAAACAGAUACGUACCUUGCAAGCCGUUCGGAAGCGAUGCAAAAUAUUGAGCAAACAAUUAUUGAGCUUGGAGACAUUUUUACUCAACUUUCAACAAUCGUUACAGAACAACAAGAAUUGGUAGACAGAAUCGACGCUAACGUUGAUGAUGCUGCAAUUCAUAUUGAAGGAGCUCAUGGAGAACUAUUAAAGUUUUAUCGUACUGUAACGUCGAAUCGUUGGCUAAUUAUUAAAAUAAUUUGGGAAUUAAAUGUAAACUCUGUCGAUCAUGGACAAAUUGUUCAAACAAUUCCCACCAAUGACGAUGUCAACGAUGAUUUUAUAGAUUCAUUACUCUCAAAUUACUCAAGCAAUGAAUCGCUAAUAAUUACCCUUCAUUUUCAUCUGCAUAUCAUUACUUCAGAUAUACAACAUAUUGAUUACAAUAAGAAAAAACAUGAUUUGACAGUAUUUGAUGAAUUAAACAAACAGUGUGAUGAUGAAAUUUUACAUUGUUGUUAUCGUAAUAAUCAUAAUAACGAUUUAAGACAAUUUCAUCGAAAUAAUGACAUCACAGAAACAAUAACAGCAUUAGGUGUAGAUAUGGAAUAUGAACAACGUUUUCAAAAAUCUUUACAAAAAUUAACUGUACCAAAUUGGUACAAUGAUUCGAUUAUUGAUAAUGAAUAUAAAUCUAGUAAUAAUGAACAAAACAAUCGAUAUCGAACAGAAUCAUCAGUAAUAUCUCAUCAAAGUGAAAAUAGUCAAGAUGAAAAUCGACAUUAUUCACCUCGUAUUAGUCGACAAUAUGCAGGUAGUUAUAAAUCACAUCGAUCAUCAGCAACAUCGCCAUCGCCUUCUGCACAUUCAUGGCAUCAUACCGUCUAUAAUGGAUGGAAUACACUAUCACUUAUGACCCAUCGUUCAAUAACAACACAACCAUUAUUAAUGUCAACAACAAUAAGUCAACGAAAAAAAUAUGAACCGGGUGUUGAACGUGUUUCAAAAACAUCAAAAUGGUAUAGACCAGUUGAGUUUACAACAAAAGGUGAGAGAGGUCUAACAUCAUUAUUCAUGGAUGUUUUGUUUUUAUUACCGGAGACUAGUGUAGUAAAAAUAAACAGAAAUGAUUAA